This is a messenger RNA of Trichoplax adhaerens, 327 nucleotides long. RefSeq lists its product as uncharacterized. The transcript is spliced from 3 exons. Gene Ontology annotation, molecular function: pyruvate transmembrane transporter activity. Gene Ontology annotation, biological process: pyruvate import into mitochondria. Lineage: Eukaryota; Metazoa; Placozoa; Uniplacotomia; Trichoplacea; Trichoplacidae. The record is from RefSeq and is a predicted model, not a curated record. Gene Ontology annotation, cellular component: mitochondrial inner membrane. Bases 1 to 327 code for a protein of 108 amino acids.
AUGAGUGCUUUAUAUCGUUUAAUUAUCACUCGCUUAGAUCCUUUGGUCCCCAGUCGUUACCAAACUUUUUGGAAUCACCCUGCAGGACCGAAAACCGUUCAUUUCUGGGCACCAACUGUCAAAUGGGCCUUAGUGAUUGCCGGCUUAGCCGAUAUGGCAAGACCUCCAGAGAAGCUUAGUGUUCGACAAAGCGGAGCUCUUGCUGCAACCGGGUGCAUUUGGGCUCGUUAUUGCUUGGUGAUCAUACCGAAAAAUUAUUACUUAUUCAGUGUCAAUAUGUUUCUUGGCACCACUGGCUUCAUUCAAUUGACUCGCAUUUAUUUGUAA